Messenger RNA from Rubroshorea leprosula, 1717 nucleotides. NCBI's taxonomy places the organism in Eukaryota, Viridiplantae, Streptophyta, Magnoliopsida, Malvales, Dipterocarpaceae. The record is from the annotation of a GenBank genome assembly.
AAGUGAAGAAGGCUUUGAAGAUUUGGUGAAUGGCGGAGACACUGCAGCUUCACUCGUUGUAUGUGGGAGACCUCCACCCUGGUGUGACGGAGGGGCAACUGAUUGAUACCUUCUCCGGAAUUAAGGACUUUGUUUCCGCUUCUCUCUGCAAAGAUACUCUCAGCGGCUUUUCACGUGGCUAUGGCUACCUCAACUUUAGCACCUUUGAACAAGCAAUGGAGACCAUUGAGACCAUGAAUCAUACCUUAAUCAAUGGUAAGCCAAUUAGGUUAAUGUGGUCCCAGUGCGACUCGGAAGCAAGAAGAAGUGGUAUUGGCAAUGUAUUUGUGAAGAAUUUGGCUUCUUCAGUUGACAAUAUGAAGCUGCAUGGUAUUUUCACGGAAUUUGGCACAAUUUUGUCCUGCAAAGUUCAAACUUCUCAAGAUGGGGAGAGCAAAGGCUAUGGCUUUGUUCAAUUUGAAUCAGCAGAAUCUGCUCAAAGCGCCAUUCAAGAGCUCAAUGGCCAAGUUAUUGAAGGAAAAGAGAUUUACGUCGGCCCCUUCAUAAAAAAGAGUGACAGGAUUCAUUCUUCCACUGAAUACAACAAUUUAUAUGUGAAGAAUUUUGAUCAAAAUUUGACCGAAGAAACCUUAGGAGAGAAGUUUUCUGUGUUUGGAACAAUAACAAGCUUGGUUAUUUCAAAAGACUCCAAUGGGGUCUCAAAAGGCUUUGGUUUUGUUAGCUUUGAGAACUCAGAUGAUGCCAAACGAGCAAAAGAGGCCAUGGACGGGGCUCAACUUGGCGCAAAUGUUUUGUACGUGGCAAAGGCGCAAAAAAAGAGAGAGCGCAAGCAGAUGUUGGAGCUUCAAUAUGAAGAAAGGCGCAAGGAGAAAAUCCAGAAAUAUAAGGAUGCAAAUGUGUUUAUCAAGAACAUCAACGAUGACGUUGAUGAUUCUCAACUAAAAGCUUAUUUUGGUGAAUGUGGGUUAAUUGUCUCUGCAAAAAUAAUGCGAACUGAAAAAGGGAUAAGCAGGGGUUUUGGUUUUGUGUGCUUCUCUACGCCCCAUGAAGCUCAAAGAGCCAUAAGAAGUCUUAAUGGUGUCUUUUUUCAUGGGAAGCCUCUCUACGUCGCAUUGGCUCAAACCAAAGAGGAGAGGAGGAAAUUAUUUCAACGCCUGCAAAGGGCAACUAUUGCUGCCAUUCCUGCCAAAUAUCCUACUCAUGGUUACAUUGGGCAACAUCCCAUGAAUCCAUUCUUCAACUUGGGAACAAAUUGGAGACCAUGUGGACCUCAAACUCCUAUGUUUCCUACAAUUCCUAACUUUAGAGGAGAAUAUGAGUGGAGAAAUCAUGGACAAGCCCAUCCAAUUGGUUAUGGUGGUGGUGUUAUGCCAACGUUACAUAUGCCAAGAAAUUUACAAGCAGCUGCUUAUCCAUUUAUGAAUCCUGGCUAUCAUCAUCAGAGACUAGGUGGACAUUUCAACAUGGCAAAUGGACAUCAAUAGGCAACUUCUGAGUUAAUCUCUGCUGCUAUAAUGUUCAUGGGUAUAAUGUUCAUGGGAUCGCCGGUUUGACUCACAUGCCUGCUAGUGUGCACUUAUACAGUCUACCAUUCUUGCCUCUCGGAUCGAAGACAUUAGUUUAUGAAACGCUUAUUUACUUUUGAUGUUUAGUUAGUAGUUAGAACUCAUCUUUUAAGUGACCCUGUUUUCUCAGGAAACAAAAGGAAGUAUUUACC